This is a messenger RNA of Phytomonas sp. Hart1, 1189 nucleotides long. Lineage: Eukaryota; Euglenozoa; Kinetoplastea; Trypanosomatida; Trypanosomatidae. The record is from the annotation of a GenBank genome assembly.
UAGUAAUACUAUUCUCCUGACGCUUCAUUUGAUGUAUGGCUCAUUUAGACGAUAUCAGAAGGGCAAUUCUGGUGCCUACACAAAGGAUUACCACAAUUUACUAGGCAAGACUCCUUGGAUUAUGGUGAAAAACCUCGUUCCUCGUAGAGUUUCUUCCCAUGUGGUAAAAGAAUUCAAAGCCCUCAUACCAACAAAACCUCACGACUCUGAACACAUGGAUGACAAUUUUGAACACGAUAUACCGGUGCUUAAUUUUUAUAUGUCCCCGCCCACUCGAACAGAUACCCUUUCAGAAGGCGAUAUCGUCACCGCAUUUUCUCAGUUUGGCGAGAUCGCCGAUGUUCGCUUUGUUCGGCAUCGAAAGACGGGGGAAUUUCUCGGAACGGCUUUUAUUCUUUAUGAGAAUUACCUUAGCGGCAUCGUCGCGGCGGAUGAGAUGAACAGUAAUUUUGAGGAUGGCCUUAUUGUCGUACUGGAUGUGCGUGGGAAGGAGGCCGCGGAAUCGGGCAAUCUUACUGCGAGUCGCGCCCGUGAGUUGGGCAUCAUUGUCGAGCGUUGCGAGGAGGCUGAGAUUCCUAAAAUAGGGCUGACUACAGAGCCCAAUAGGAGUUAUAUUGAAUGGGCAAAACAGAGAAUAAAGACGAACCUUUCGAAAUAGGGUUCGGAGUUUGUUAUUAUUGUGGUCAUUUUUCUAUUCUUUUUGAUAGACACGGUUUUCAUCGUUUCUAGUUCCCCCCUCUUCACAACCUUUGGUUUCCUGCGUGGGAUUUAAAUGCUUAUCACACUGAUAAGUAAUUCAUCGAGCUACACACGAGUGGAUGAUGUGUUCGCUCUCAAAAGUAAUAGAAGGAAUCACGGCGGGUUGGGUGUGAGAGGCAUUUUCAUUAAAAAUCGCACCUUAUGGGGGAGUUAAUAGGGUACUUUUUGGCUGCAAUCAUUUGUUCCUAAAUAUACCCUUGAAACCUUAAUUUUUAAUUGCCUUUUCUCUACAAUUCUAUUGUGAGGACCUGUGAUAACGUCCUUUUGGACGGGUACAGUUUCCAUCACUGUUUGUUGUGUUCAGCCAAUCCUACGUUCUGUGGAAUCUAUUAAAAUUUCCCAAUGAAGAGCAAAUGGUGUGUGGGCUUUUUGUUUAUAAUGCAUAAGCCUCCCUCACCACGCGUGCAAGGAAGAAUGGAAGAAAAAAAAA